Molecule: messenger RNA, 2500 nt
Organism: Gilbertella persicaria
Lineage: Eukaryota; Fungi; Mucoromycota; Mucoromycetes; Mucorales; Choanephoraceae
Product: P-loop containing nucleoside triphosphate hydrolase protein
Exons: 7
Coding region: 68-2500 (810 amino acids)
Molecular function (GO): ATP binding; nucleic acid binding
Source: RefSeq, a predicted model, not a curated record
GAGAUAUCCUAAUUUUUAUUUUAUUUUCUCCUUCUUUUUCUCUGAUUUUUUUUUUAUUUAUUUUAAGAUGCCAAAAAGACGCCAAAAUGAAAAAAAGGAGACCAGCAAGAAACAAAAGAUAUUUCCUGAUCCACUCCAUCAUUUGUUACAAGUGUUUAAACAACUCAAUGUGUUCUGUACCUUUUGUCAGGCUCAUUUGACAACUGUCAUCACAUUUGAAAAUUUACAGAAAAGUAUGCCUCAUUUGACAUUGGAUGAUUUAAUAGGCAUUCAUGUGAUCAUGCCUCAUUUUGUGCAUGUUCAUACCAGUGACCACGGUGCAUUUGAAAUCGAAUUUGGUCAACCAUGGAUAGACACAACACGAUCUCGCAUCAAAUUACAGACAUGGAUUGAACAACAAAACACACUGUUUAUUCAAGCACUCACAGCAUUUGUGGAUGAUUGUGAAAAGAAGCAAUUGAAUAUCACAGAGCAUAUUCAGGCUCAAAUAGAUCAACAGAGACCUAAAGAAGAAAACAAGAUCCAACAGACGUUACGCCAAGUAGUGACAGGUUUCAAAUCAUGUCAUUUCUAUGACAACCAGCUAGAAAACUCAGAUCAUCAGAUGUCAUUACCCAAUAAGGAAGCAUCGUAUGACACAGUCACAUUGUCUCCUCAAGUACAAGAUGUAUUGGAUCAACAAGGCAUACAUCUCUAUACACACCAAGCAGAAGCCAUUCGCGCUGUAUUGGAUGGUCAUCACGUGAUUGUAUCCACCCAGACAGCCAGUGGCAAAUCUUUCAUUUACCAAUUACCUGUCCUUGAACGACUGAUCCAAGACCCUGCAUCCACAGCCCUGUUUUUAUUCCCUACAAAAGCAUUAGCACAAGAUCAAAUGCGUGCCUUGAUUCAGAUGCUUUCUUAUACUGCCUUGGAUGUGAUGGUAUCUACAUUUGAUGGUGAUACUGAACAUCAACAGCGUACUCAUAUCAGAAGACAUGCCAGUGUUGUCUUUACUAACCCUGAUAUGCUUCAUCAUGCUAUUUUACCCUAUCAUUCAUUAUGGCAUCAUUUUCUUGUGCAUUUGAAAUAUAUUGUGGUGGAUGAAUUACAUGUGUAUCAUGAUGUGUUUGGUACACAUAUGGCAUGGAUCAUGCGUCGUUUAAGGAGACUCUGUAGUCAAUUAGGGAAUCAUCAGGUUCAGUUUAUCUGUUGUAGUGCUACUUUGGCUGAACCAGAAAAGCAUAUGAAAGCAGUCUUUGGCUUAGAUCAUGUCUGUCUGGUUGAUUCAGAUGGUGCACCCCACGGUCAAAAAGAAUGGAUCGUAUGGAAUCCAAGCCAAAAGAGUGCUAUUCAAGAGGGAGCCAAUAUACUUGAAUACUUGAUAGAACAUCAGAUGAGGACCAUUGCAUUCUGUAAAGUAAGGAAAUCAUGCGAGUUAUUGACAAAGCAAGUCAAGGACAAUUUGAUCAAAAAGCAAAGGCAUGACUUGGUAGACAAAAUUACAAGUUACCGUGGAGGCUAUUUACCAGAACAGAGAAGAAGGAUUGAACAACGCAUGUUUGAUGGUGAAUUAUUAGGGAUUAUUGCUACCAAUGCACUUGAAUUGGGUAUUGAUAUUGGGACAUUAGAUGCUGUGGUGAUGAUUGGUGUACCUUGGUCCAUGUCUUCUUUGUGGCAACAAUCAGGCAGAGCAGGCAGAAGAAAUGCAGAUUCACUCUCCCUUGUGAUUUGCGAUCAACAUCCAUUCGACCAAUAUUAUGCAAAGCAUCCACGUGACUUAUUUACAAAAAAACCCGAUACAUUGAUGCUUGAUCUAGAGAAUGUUAUGCUGCUUGAGAGUCAUGUUCAAUGUGCAGCAGAAGAAGCACCCAUUCAUGCUAUCCAUGAUCAAUUCUAUUUUGGAUCUCAGCUUCCUUUACUUUGUCAGUCUUAUUUGACUCCCAUUGGUGAUGAACGCUAUCGUCCUGAUCCUCGCUUUCGUCCUUAUCCUUCUCAGUUUGUCAGUAUUCGUGGUACAGUUCAUGAGGAAGACUUGUUUUUCGUGGUUGACAUGACCAACCAUCGACGUAGCCUACUUGAACAAAUCGAAUUACGCCGUGUUGCUUUUGAACUAUAUGAAGGAGCCAUUUUUAUUCAUCAAGGAAAGUCAUUUCUUGUAGAAGAAUGUAACUUGAAUAAGAAAUAUGCUUGUGUUCACCUUGUUCAAGCGGAUUGGACAACACAACAAAGACAUCAUACUCAAAUAGACAUUCUCCAUACUAUAUCAUCCAAGCCAAUAGGAUCCACAAAAUACCUUGUUUGUUUUGGUAGAGUCAAAGUCUCGACUGUGGUGUAUGGUUAUUAUCGAUUGGAUAAAAGAAGCCGUAUCAUAGACACACAUGAAGUGUAUAUGGAUCCUAUUGUGAUUGAAUCUGAAGGUGUAUGGGUAGAUAUUCCUUCUUUCGUCAUAGACACUCUGAUCUCUUUCGACAUUGAUCCUAAAGCAGCCAUUCAUGCAGCAGGUAAAACUACUACAUGA